Messenger RNA from Rhododendron vialii, 613 nucleotides. RefSeq lists its product as uncharacterized. The transcript has a single exon. Gene Ontology annotation, biological process: mRNA processing. Lineage: Eukaryota; Viridiplantae; Streptophyta; Magnoliopsida; Ericales; Ericaceae. The record is from RefSeq and is a predicted model, not a curated record. The coding region runs from base 84 to 593 and encodes 169 amino acids.
GGUCAAGGUGGAUCUUGUUGUUGCAUAGCUCAGGUCGGAGCAAGGUGCCAUCGGACGUUCAACAGGUAGUCUCACGAUCGGGCAUGAGUGCCCGAAAGUGGUCAUUGUAUACUCCCGCGGGUCGAAAGGUGAUGGGGAAAGGAGGGGGACACUGGGUGAGAUCUAUCAGCAGCGAAUUCCCCAUACAAAUAGAGGUGCCUAUCAAAAAGAUACUCCGAAGGCUUCGAGAUCAAGGUAUCAUUAGCCGAAGAAGACCCUGGCCAAUCCAUAUGGCCUGCUUGAUGAACGUUAGCGACGGAGACAUAGUAAAUUGGUCCGCGGACAUUGCGAUAAGUCCUCUGUCCUACUAUAGAUGCCGCGACAACCUUUACCAAGUCCGAAUGAUUGUCGACCACCAGAUCCGCUGGUCUGCAGUAUUCACCCCGGCCCACAAGCAAAAAUCCUCGGCGCGGAAUAUAAUCCCAAAGUACUCCAAAGACUCAAAUAUAAUAAAUAAAGAAGGUGGGAAGACCCUUGUAGAGUUCCCCAACAGCAUAGAGCUUGGGAAGCUCAGACCCAUCCGAACAACAAGGAGCACUCAACUAUUAGUCUAGUCUAGUAGUUGUUUUUUCUA